UCAACAUACCCCUCUCCACAGAGUGGCUUGGAGGUAAGGAAUAUUACUAUAAUUUGAACUGGAUUUGAAAUCUCAAAGAAAAAUAUUUUCCAAAAGCAGGGGGAAAUGCUGUACCCACAAUAAAAUGAAGCAUCUGACCUGUCACAAUGAAGCGCCUAUUUCAUUUGUUUGUACUCUCUCUCUUCACAACAUCUGUGUUUUGUGGGAUCAAAGACUUUAAAGAGCAUUUUGAAAGCGGUAAUGAAGCUAUAAAUCCCCAUGCGCCCCAUGACAAUGAAACACAUGAUAUGCCUAAUUUUCCACCAGAGUUUCAUAAAGAAAACACUAUAACCAAUGACUUGAUUGCUGAGGAAGAGGAAGAGGAAGACUACCUUGAAUGGGAAAAGAUAUUUGGUGAUGAUGAUUAUAUUGACAUAAUUGAUGCUCCUCUGCAUUUGGUUGCUGAAAUUCAGCAAGGAAAUAUUCUUGAGCUAUUCCAUGGUAAAACCAGAAUCCAGCGUCUUAACAUCCUCAAUGCAAAUUUUGGGUUCAACCUUUAUCGGAGUCUGAAGGACAGAGCUAAUUCUUCAGAUAAUAUUCUGAUGGCUCCUGUUGGUAUUUCCACAGCAAUGGCUAUGAUUUCUUUGGGGCUGAAGGGACAAACACACCAGGAGGUACUGUCUGUUCUAGGUUUCAGAGACUUCAUUAAUGCAAGCUCUACAUAUGAGAUUAUGACAAUUCACAACCUCUUGCGUAAAUUAACUCACCGGCUCUUCAGACGCAAUUUCGGUUACACACUGCGAUCAGUCAAUGAUCUUUAUAUUCGGAAGCAAUUUUCAAUUAUAGAUGAUUUCAAAAACAAUAUGAAAAAUUAUUACUUUGCCGAAGCCCAAUCAUCUGACUUCUCAGACCCUGCCUUCAUCACUAAAACCAAUGAGCGCAUCCUGAAAUUGACCAAAGGAUUAAUAAAAGAAGCUCUCGUGAAUAUCAACCCCACUAUGUUGAUGAUGAUUCUCAACUGUAUUUACUUUAAAGGAACUUGGGAAAACAAAUUUCCAGUGGAAAUGACAAACAAACGGACCUUCCGACUGAAUGAGAAAGAAACAAUAAAGGUUCCUAUGAUGCAGACCAAAGGAAACUUCCUGGCUGCUGCUGACCAUGAGCUAGACUGUGGUGUGCUCCAGCUGCCAUAUGUGGGGAACAUCAGCAUGCUAAUUGUGCUUCCAAACAAACUAUCUGGCAUGAAAGCACUGGAGAAACAACUGACCCCGCAGGUGGUGGAGAGAUGGCAAAAGAGCAUGACAAAUAGAACAAGAGAAGUCGUUCUACCUAAAUUUAAGCUGGAGAAGAGUUAUGACCUGACUGAUUAUCUGAAAUCCAUGGGAAUAGAAACAAUGUUUGACAAAAAUGGUGACUAUUCUGGAAUAUCUGAUGAUAAAGUCAUUAUUGAUAUGUUCAACCACCAAGGCACCAUUACUGUGAAUGAAGAAGGCACAGAGGCUGCAGCUGUGACCACGGUAGGGUUCAUGCCUCUUUCCACUCAGAUUCGCUUCGUCAUUGACCGCCCCUUUCUGUUUCUCAUCUAUGAGCAUCGCACCAGCUGCCUGCUGUUCCUGGGCAGAGUCGCCAACCCCAGCAAGUCUUAAAAACCGAAUUGUGUUCUGAUAACUGGAUUGUAUGAUUACAUUUUAACAUAGCAAUUUUGAAAGAAAUAUUUUACUUGUCACAUUAAUCAGCAAGGGUACUGUCAUUACACGACUCACCAUUUAGUAAAGGAAAAUGCAAUGCACGAGUCCAUUCAAUUUAUAAUGAUUAAUGCCAGGCACUGAUAUAGCUAUAUUAAACUCUCAUUAAAAUGACUGACAUUUAGUGUUAUAUUUCAGUGUAUUGCACUUAACCAGCAAAUACAAUGUUAGACCAGGAUUUUUAAAAGUGGACAUCUAAAAUUGAUCUCUUAAAUAUGUAUUUAGAAACCAACAAACAGGCAAGUAUAAGGAAGUGCUGAACUCCUCCCAGUUCUGAGGUUAUCUUUUUAGGUAUCUAAAUAAGGAUUUGGGGACUUAAAUUUAGGCAUCCAUAUUUGAAAAUGUUGCCCUCAACGCCAUAUUUUGCCUUUUGAUAACUCAUAGGCCAAAUUCACCCUGGAGGAAACUGGCACAAUUCCCAAGGAAGCCCAAGCCAUAUCCAAAAGCAAUCUAAAUGGAGGUGUAAGUAGUGAAGAAAGGAAAUUUGUACUGAUUUCACAUUCAACAGGCUAAUAAAACAUAACACUUACAAGGCAAUGAGGCAGAAAAGAAGAAUUGUAGAAAAAGUAAGGUACCAUUAGGUCUGGUUUUGACUUCAUACCAGUUCUAUACUGGUGUAAUGCCAAUUAUUUCAACAGUUAUUUCCGAGUUCCAGCAGUGUGAGAUCAGAGACAAAGUGUGCAAUUUGUACCAAUCUAUUUUGUCACCAAAAUUAGCCUAUUGUGUAUAGACAGACUCAGUGGGAAGUAUAAGAUCUACAACAUAGCUUAUACAGAAAAAGGUAUUUUAUACAUAUAAAGUAGACAAGGAAAUACUCUCUCCUCCUUUCCCAUUCCCCACACUUAAUACCUAAAGUCCUACAUCUUCCAUCACUCUUUAUUUUCCUCCCCCCCCCCUUUUUUUUUUAAAACAGAAAACAUGUAUGUAAGCAAAGCAUUUAAAGCAGAAAAUAAAGGUCUCUAAAGCUCACCUCAAGUUCAAUCUAAUGAAAUGUAGUGGGGAAAACCUGAUAAACUGUUGGUAACUUUUUCAGACUUUAUUGUAGGAAUAUAAACACGGUCUAAUUAUUCUCAUCACUGACGUAGAUGCAACUUACCUCAAUUCUAAAAUGCUACCAUUUGAUAGGAGGAACAAAUUUAUAUUUUUUUCUACAAACCAUCAAAGUAAGUAGAUGAACAACACAUGUAUUCACAUUUAAAAACUUCCCUUUUCUUUGUCCCUUUUAAGGAAUACACAUUAUAGUCUCACAAGUUUAUUGUAUUAUUUGGAAUAUCAAAUAUAAAAAAGUAAAUGUUUUAAAUAUUGAACUUUCCUUUGUUUUUUCUUAUGCUACUAGAGAAAAUAUGCAAUCUACUGAUAGUUAUUUUAUGGAUUUACAAGUCUUUCAUGAGGUUUUUAAAUGCAAUUUGUAAUUGAUCCUGUUUUGCUUUUACAUAGCGUGUGUCAUUUUGAAUUUUGUGCCAAACUAUAAUGAAGCUGUUUAAACAUUCAAGUAAAUGAAAAACAGGAGGGUGAAGAGCUGAUAUCAAGUAAUUACUCAACUCAAUAAAUAGUUUUUUCCCUUUUCA
Molecule: messenger RNA, 3292 nt
Organism: Pelodiscus sinensis (Chinese soft-shelled turtle)
Lineage: Eukaryota; Metazoa; Chordata; Testudines; Trionychidae
Gene: SERPIND1
Product: serpin family D member 1
Biological process (GO): negative regulation of endopeptidase activity; blood coagulation
Molecular function (GO): serine-type endopeptidase inhibitor activity
Source: RefSeq, a predicted model, not a curated record